GUUUACAAUUACAAACAAAAAAUAAUGGUUGUAGAGAACGAAAACAUGCUAGCUUCAUCGUCUGGAGAGCUACUCUUUACUGCUUUAGAUGAGGGCAACUUAACUGAAGCAAACGCUAUACUUGAUAAAAAGCCUGAAAGUGUAGCAGCUAGGGACAAUGAAUUACGAGUACCUUUGCAUUAUGCUGCAGAUUGUGCAGAUAUUGCCACCUUCCAACGAAUUUUUACAUUGGAGCGUUCCUUAAUGGAUGCACAAGACCAAUUUGGAUUCACUCCCCUACUUGUAGCAGCUAUGGCAGGAAAUGUUUCUGUACUUGAAUUUCUAAUAGAACAAUUAGAUAGGGAUGGACAUUCUGGAGUACACUGGGCAGUUGUUUGUGGACAAUUGGACGUUCUAAUAGCAUUGCUUCGCCAUGGUUCUCCACUAGCUCUAGCAGACAUUCACGGAGCUCAUCCACUGCAUUAUGCCACAGUAGGAUUCACCGAAACUGAGAGUCAACGGGAAGUGCCCGUAGAACGUUCAGAAGCCAUUUUGCACGUUCUUUUGAGGCAUGGUGCCCAGUUAGAAUGUACUGACCUGGAUGGGCGAACACCUUUAAUUUGGGCUGCUAGUGGGGGGAAUCUACGAGCUUUUAGCAGUCUGAUCCAAGCUGGAGCUAAUCGCUUCACUGCGGAUAGGGAUAAACUUGGAGUUUUGCACUGUGCUUCAAGUCAUGGUCAUCUACCUAUAGUUCAAGCAAUGCUAGAUCUUGGCCAUCAUUGGGUGGUUAAUGCUAGGGAUAGAAACGGCGAUACACCUCUUUUCUUUGCUGCAGCUUAUGGUCACCUUGAAUGUGUUAAAUUGCUGUUGGAAAGGGGCGCGGAUCCAAACCAUCAAGAUAGACGUAUUAGAACUGCGGCACACUGUGCAGCAGCUAAGGCACAACUUAGAGUACUUAAACUUUUGAGACAAAGAGGUGCUAGUUUGGAUUUGCAAAAUUAUAGAGGGGAUUUGCCUUUUCAUGAAGCUGUUCAAGUUGGAAGUAAAGAAUGUGUUGAUUGGAUGUUAAGUAUUGAACCUCGUUUUGUUAGCUCCUCAAAUUUCUUUGGGAGAACAGCAUUACAUUUAGCUGCAGCCAGUGGAAAUAUGGAAAUGGUUGUUCUUCUGUGUUCGAGAGAUGCUCCUCCAAAUUCUCUUAUGAUUUAUAAGGGAGAACUACUAACACCUUUGGACGUUGCUAAACGUCGAGGACACGAUCUUAUAGUAGACUACUUAACUGUAAGGUACGAGGCUUGCUUAGCCUCUGAACUUUCCACAAGAGAGCUAAAUUCUUCUAGACAAAGUAUUGAAGAGCAAAUAAAAGCGGCCCGUCUUCGCAAAGUUAGGGCAGAAUUAACAAAUAGUGAUGAAUUGGGUAGUUAUGAGAAGCAACCUCCCCCUAUAAGACGUGGAAUUUCAUUGCUAACUAUGGUAGAUGCUAGUACAAUGGUUUCUUAUAUUAAACUUGUUUUGAAGCGCCGCUCAUCCUCUGCUUCCGCUAUCUUUGGCAAACUUCCAAAAUCAACUAGCACCACUGACCUUAACAACCACAGCAUUGAACAAUUUUAUCAACAACAAAAAGCUUUGAUAGAUUUAGCUAUGGCUACAACAAAUAAAUUACCAGGUGAAGCAAAGAAGGAAAAUGAAAAAGAAAUGGAUAAAGAAGUAGAUAACCUAGAUGCUUCUAACAAUACUUUGUUGGUUCAUGACUUUUCUAAUGCUUCAUCUAUUUCUGCUUUACAACAGCCUUUAGAAGAGGAGUUGCUACGCCAAAAUAACUCGUUUAAUUUUUGUAACUUAAGUUUAUUUCUAUUCCAAGUUUAUUUUUUUUCAAGUUUAUAUUUUUUCACGAUUAUUUUUUUCAAGUUUAUUUUCUAUAUUUCAAGCUUAUUUUAUAUUCCAAGUUUUAAGUUUACGCUUAAUUCUAGCUUUAAUUUUUACAAUCUCAAGUUUAAUCUUUAUAUUUUAAGAUUUCCCUCAGCUUCUUCCAAAAAAGUUCGUUUGGCAGUAAAUAGUGAUUUAUUACUACCUGACGAUAGUUAUGAAGAUAAACCUAAAAGAAUUCGUCGUAAAUGGACACCUUUACCUCCAUCAGAUUACAGGCAUCAAUCAUUAGAUGAAGCUGUUACAGAGUUGCAUAUUCUUGAGGAUGGGCUUUCACCGCCUCCGGGACGUCUAGCUACGUUUGGAGACCUAGCCAACUCCACUACUCGCUAUGUCCACGAACGCGCUAUUUUCGACGAAUUAACGCACUUAAAAAGAAUGCAGAUACAAUACGGAAAGGUUCGAGAAGAGGUCUUAGUACGUUCCCUAGUCCAAAACUUUUGUCGAAUGCAUGCAAUUCACCCCGCCCAUUUUCGGCGUAUUUCAACUUUACAACAAUGGGAGAAAUUUUUAUACGGUGAGGAAAUUGAUAAUUAAGUAAAAAAUAAAUUUUUCUUCUGUGGAGAUUGC
Messenger RNA from Meloidogyne enterolobii, 2472 nucleotides. Lineage: Eukaryota; Metazoa; Nematoda; Chromadorea; Rhabditida; Meloidogynidae. The record is from the annotation of a GenBank genome assembly.